Messenger RNA from Quercus robur (English oak), 2228 nucleotides. RefSeq names its product eukaryotic translation initiation factor 3 subunit D-like. The transcript has 3 exons. Lineage: Eukaryota; Viridiplantae; Streptophyta; Magnoliopsida; Fagales; Fagaceae. Bases 129 to 1841 code for a protein of 570 amino acids. Gene Ontology annotation, molecular function: translation initiation factor activity. Gene Ontology annotation, cellular component: cytoplasm; eukaryotic translation initiation factor 3 complex. Gene Ontology annotation, biological process: translational initiation. The record is from RefSeq and is a predicted model, not a curated record.
CAAACUCCCCAAAUCCGAAAGAGCAUAAACCCGCAAACGAAGAAAAACCCUUUCUUUCAAAAACUCAAAAGCCAAGCCGCUGCCCUGUAUCUACUCCUUCAGAUUCGCUUCAGUUUCACCUUCACAAAAUGGUAGGAGGAGGAGGAGGAGAGUUCGAAGUUGGAGAAGUCCCAUUCAAUCCUGACGGAUGGGGCCCUCCCGAUUCUUCCAAUCUCAACCUAAAUCUCCCUGUCAACGUCCCCUUCGCCCCUUUCUCCCGCUCCGAUAAGCUUGGCCGUAUCGCUGACUGGACCCGCACCAACUACAACAACCAGAACCAGAACCGCAACAAGAACCCUUCCGAUUCCGUCUUCGACUUCUCCAACGACGACUCCUUCCCUUCCUCCGGCGCCGCCGAUGACGACUCCUCCUUCCGUCUCGUCGACGGCAAGCCUCCACCUAAGCCCAAGUUCGGCCCCAAGUGGAGGUUCCAGCAACAGCGCCAGCUCCCUCAACGCCGCGACGAGGAAGUCGAAGCCAAAAAGCGCGAGGCAGAGAAGGAACGCGCUCGCCGCGACCGUCACUACAAUAAUAACCGCUCCAACGCCAACAACAUGAUGCGCCGAGAGCCUUUGAAAUCCUCCGUCGAUAUCCAACCCGAAUGGAACAUGCUCGAUCAGAUCCCCUUCUCCACCUUCUCCAAGCUCUCCUUCUCCGUCCCCGAACCCGAGGACCUCCUCCUCUGCGGCGCACUCGAGUUCUACGAUCGAUCCUUUGAUCGCAUCACUCCCAAGAACGAGCGCCGCCUUGAGCGCUUCAAAAACCGCAAUUUCUUCAAGGUUACCACCACUGAUGACCCUGUCAUCCGCCGCCUCGCCAGCGAGGACAAAGCCACCGUCUUCGCCACCGACACGAUCCUCUCCACCCUCAUGUGUGCGCCCAGGUCGGUUUACUCGUGGGACAUUGUGGUCCAGAGGGUCGGGAACAAGUUGUUCUUCGAUAAGCGUGAUGGCUCUCAGCUCGAUUUGCUUUCUGUUCACGAGACCUCUCAGGAGCCCUUGCCUGAGGCUAAGGACGAUAUCAAUUCCUCCUAUUCCCUCGGCGUGGAGGCUGCUUACAUCAACCAGAAUUUCUCCCAGCAGGUUCUCAUUAGGGAUGGGAAAAAGGUCGCAUUCGAAGAGCCUAACCCCUUCGCCAGCGAAGGAGAAGAGGUUGCCUCUGUGGCAUAUCGCUAUAGGCGCUGGAAGCUCGAUAACGACAUGUACUUGGUGGCUCGGUGUGAGGUACAGAGUGUUGUUGAGAUUAACAAUCAGAGGUCCUUCUUAACUCUGAAUGCACUCAACGAAUUCGACUCCAAAUACUCGGGUGUUGAUUGGAGGCAGAAGCUCGAGACUCAGAGAGGUGCUGUGUUGGCCACUGAGCUAAAGAACAAUGCCAAUAAGAUGGCCAAAUGGACGGCUCAGGCUUUGCUAGCUAGUGCCGAUAUGAUGAAACUGGGGUAUGUCUCUAGGGUUCAUCCUCGUGAUCAUUUUAACCAUGUGAUAUUGGCAGUUGUCGGGUACAAGCCAAGGGAGUUUGCUUCACAGAUUAAUUUGAAUACUUCGAAUAUGUGGGGGAUUGUGAAGUCCAUUGUGGACUUGUGUAUGAAGUUGAACGAGGGGAAGUAUGUGCUUGUCAAGGACCCAGCCAAACCACAAGUUAGGAUCUAUGAGGUGCCUGCGGAUGCAUUCGAGAAUGAUUACGUGGAGGAGCCACUGCCGGAGGAUGAGCAGGUUCAGCCACCCACGGAGGAUGCUGAGAGUGCAGAGCCAAAUGCUGCUACAAAUGAUGUGGAGGAGAAGGAGGUGGUUGCACAAGCUUGAAGGGGAAGUUGCUAUCUUGGAGGGCAGGAGCACUUUAAACAACAAUGUUAUGGUUGGGAUAAUACCUUGGUUAAUAUUAUCUUCUAGGGUGAGCAAUUUGUUUGUCGACUCCUCAAGUAGAAAAAAGAUCAUGGUGCUUAUUCUCUUCUCAUCCGAAAAUGUGUGAUUUCUGUUUUCUGAAUUUCAAGGAAGAAAAACACUUUUGCAAUCAAUUCCUGUAACAAUCUACAUUAUUUUGUUUUUAUUUAUUUGGCCUGCAUGUAAGUUUAGAUUAUGGAGUGGUACAACAAGAAGCCUUAGUCCGAAGAUUUUGGUUAGAAAAAUUAGCCUCUUGUAAAACGCAUUUCUCAUAUUAGUAAAAGAUAUUCAAGUACCAAAUUUUGAUGU